Molecule: messenger RNA, 1233 nt
Organism: Eimeria necatrix
Lineage: Eukaryota; Apicomplexa; Conoidasida; Eucoccidiorida; Eimeriidae
Product: 60S ribosomal protein L4, putative
Exons: 1
Coding region: 1-1233 (410 amino acids)
Biological process (GO): translation
Cellular component (GO): ribosome; cytosolic large ribosomal subunit
Molecular function (GO): structural constituent of ribosome; RNA binding
Source: RefSeq, a predicted model, not a curated record
AUGUCGACAGUGCGUCCUUGCGUGGGGGUCUACGACCUGUCUGGCCGUCGCUGCGGGACCCUCCCCCUCCCCGGAGUGUUUGCUGCAGCAAUCCGCCCGGACCUCGUAGCAGCAGCGUGGCGCAGCAGCAGCAGCAGCAGCAGACAGCCCUACGCCGUCAGCAGCAGCGCGGGACGCAGCAGCAGCGCAGCAAGCUGGGGGACUGGCAGAGCCGUCAGCAGAGUCCCCAGAGUCAAAGGCGGCGGCUCCCACCGCUGCGGCCAGGGGGCUUAUGGGAAUAUGUGUAGGGGGGGGGGGCUGUUUGGCCCGACGAGGGUUUGGCGGCGGUGGUGCAGCAGCAGCAGCAGCAGCAGCAGCAGGCGGCACGCGGUUGCUGCUGCGCUUGCUGCUGCUGCAGUGCCGGCGCUGGUUGCUGCUCGGGGGCAUAAGGUGGAGGAGGUCAAGGAGCUGCCGCUGGUGGUGGAGCAGCGGGCGCAGCAGCUCAGGAAGACACGGGAAGGUUUGCUGCUGCUGCAGCAGCUGGGACUGCAGCAGGAGCUGCAGCGCGUGCGCUGCAGCAGCAAACUGCGCGCCGGCCGCGGCAAAAGCCGCAGCCGCAGGUUCCGCAGCAAAAGGGGACCUUUGUUGGUUUAUGAAGGAGACAAAAGUGUCUCCAGGGCUUUUAGAAACAUCCCCGGAGUUGACUGCUGCAGCGUGGAGCGUUUGAGUGUGUUGCUGCUGGCGCCUGGUGGGGUUGUGGGGCGGCUGUGUGUCUUCACUGCUGCUGCGCUGCAGCAGCUGCAGCAGCUCUUCGGAGACCCCGCCAGUCUUGCUGCUGCAGCACGGAAGCAGCAGUACCAUUUGCUGCGGCCUUUGCUGCAGAACUGCGACGUGGCCCGCGUGGUCAACAGCGACGAAGUCCAGGCCGUGCUGCGCCCGCAGCAGCAGCAGCAGCAGCAGCAGCAGCAGCAGCAGCGAAGGCGGCAGCACAAGAACCUGCUCACCAACGCAGCCGUGCUGCGCCGCGUCAACCCCGCUGCAGCAAACCUCAAGAGAAACGCCAAGCUGCAGCAGCAAACCGGCAGCAAGCAGCAGCAGCUGCUGCAGCACAAGAAGCAGCAAGUCCGCCUCCACAGAAGGGCCCACCGCAGAGCAGCAAAAGCCUUCAUGCAGCAAAUCCGAGCUGCCUUCUCAGACACUGCCCAGGCCAACAUUGCUGCUGCCAAGCAGCAGCAGCAGCAGCUCCAGGCCUGA